This is a messenger RNA of Peronospora matthiolae, 1737 nucleotides long. The record is from the annotation of a GenBank genome assembly. NCBI's taxonomy places the organism in Eukaryota, Oomycota, Peronosporomycetes, Peronosporales, Peronosporaceae.
AUGGACGCCUCCUCCCUCCGCAUCUCCAAGUUCGAUGGAACUAACUUCCACGCCUGGAAGUUCAAGAUGCAGAUGGUGCUGGAGGAACGGGACCUAUGGGAGGUCGUCAGCGGUGAGAUCAAGGCGGAACAGUGCGAGACUCAGUUGGACCAAGCGACGUACAAGAGGAAGUCAAGAAAGGCGAUGGCAGUGAUCUGUCUAGCCAUGGAAGAUUCCCAGCUACCGUUGGUCCGGUCGGCAAGUGGUGCAUGCGACGCAUGGUCAAGGUUGGAAGACCACUUCGAGAAGAAGAGUCUUGCCAACAAGCUGUUCUUGCGCCGUCGCUUCUUCACGACAAUGAUGGAAGAAGGCGACGAUGUGCUCGAACACAUCAACAAGCUCAAGACGCUGGCGGAACAGCUAGAAGCGGUGGGGGCUCCAGUCUGCGAGGACGAUCUGGUGAUCACACUCCUCGGCAGCCUGAGUGACUCGUAUCAAUUCUUGAUCACAGCUUUGGAGUCGCGCUCAGACACUCUUAGCUGGGAGCUCGUGACGUCUCGACUGCUUCAUGAAGAAAUGAAGCGGAAGGAGCAAGGAAGUAAAGGUGAUGAAGCUUCGCAAGGUCAAGCGUUCAUCACAAGGGACAAUCAGCGCAAAGGGCGACCAGUGAAGAAGUCCUGGCCGUGCCACAAUUGCGGAAAGAUUGGUCACUGGAUGGCGGAGUGCCCCUCGCGCAUCCAAGAAAACACGGAGAGACACCGGCCACAGCGUGCUCAAGACAGCGGCGACCGCUAUCGAUCACAACGUGCAAACGUCGCUCAAGAAGAAGACUCGGGCGACUACCUCUUUUCGAUCGGUGAAACGACAUCUGCGAAAUCGAGCGACAUCUGGCUGGUCGACUCCGGGGCGACGCAGCACAUGACGUGCUCCAAGAAGUUCAUGCGGAACUACAAGGGGUUUGACGCUGUGGAUGUCCAUCUCGCGGAUGAUGGAAUCGUCCAAGCAAUCGGCAGUGGGGACAUUGUCAUGUCGAUGAAGACACCCCCAAGGGAUGAAGAAAGAAACCUGUUCUCGGUCGGCCGCUUCACCAAGGAUGUCGGCCCAGUGACGUUCACGAAGGAUGGGUGCUAUGGAGAAGCGAAAGGGACCAAGUGGAAAAUUGGUGCCCGUGAAGGUAAAGGACUGUUCAAGCUGCAAAUGACUCCAGUGGCGCCGGAACAAGCAAAUGCAGCCAAGUCGUCGGGAUGUCAAGGGGGCACCAAGUCGUACCUCUGGCACCUUCGGCUUGGCCACAUAGGUCACGAUGGACUCAAUUGCAUCGUGACGAAGAACAUUGGAAUUGGCAUCGACAUAUCUUCGGUGAAGAAGUGGGACGUGUGUGAAGGUUGUGCUCUGGGAAAACAGACUCGAGUGCGCUUCCAAUCAAACACUACAGCUCGCACCUCCAAACUCCUCGAAGUGAUUCACAGCGACGUAUGCGGACCGAUGUCGAUGGCAACUUUCAGUGGAAAACGGUACUUCGUGACAUUCAUCGAUGACGAGUCAAGAUACUGUGUCGUCUAUCUGCUCAAGAGCAAAUCUGAAGUUGCGGCGAAGUUCAUGGAAUACGCUGCGAUGGCCGAAACGCAAACCGGAAAGCGCGUGAAGUACCUUCAAAGCGACAAUGGGGGUGAAUACAAGUCCGACAAGCUGGCACGAUUCUGCGCGGAACGGGGGAAUACAACAAAGGUUCACACCCCCCAUAUACUCCUCAGCUAA